AUGAGUAACGCACCGACUUACUGUGACCUAGGAAAGGCUGCUAAGGAUGUCUUCAACAAAGGAUAUGGAUUUGGCAUGGUCAAAAUUGACUUGAAAACCAAGUCUUGUAGUGGAGUGAUGGAAUUUUCUACUUCUGGUCAUGCUUACACUGAUACAGGGAAAGCAACGGGCAAUCUAGAGACCAAAUAUAAGGUCUGUAACUAUGGACUCACCUUCACCCAAAAAUGGAACACAGAUAAUACUCUUGGGACAGAAAUCUCUUUGGAGAAUAAGUUGGCUGAAGGAUUGAAACUGACUCUUGAUACCAUAUUUGUACCGAACACAGGAAAGAAGAGUGGGAAGUUGAAGGCUUCUUAUAGACGGGAUUGUUUCAGUCUUGGCAGUAAUGUUGAUAUCGAUUUUUCUGGACCAACCAUCUAUGGCUGGGCUGUGUUGGCUUUUGAAGGUUGGCUUGCUGGCUAUCAGAUGAGUUUUGACACAGCCAAAUCCAAACUGUCACAGAAUAAUUUUGCCCUGGGUUAUAAGGCGGCCGACUUCCAGCUGCAUACCCACGUGAAUGAUGGCACUGAAUUUGGAGGAUCAAUCUACCAGAAGGUUAAUGAGAAGAUUGAAACAUCAAUAAACCUUGCUUGGACAGCUGGCAGUAACAACACUCGUUUUGGCAUAGCUGCUAAAUACAGGCUGGAUUGUAGAACUUCUCUAUCUGCUAAAGUAAAUAAUGCCAGCCUCAUUGGACUUGGUUAUACUCAGACCCUUCGGCCCGGAGUCAAACUGACCCUGUCAGCUUUAAUUGAUGGAAAGAACUUCAGUGCUGGAGGUCACAAGGUUGGGCUGGGAUUUGAACUAGAAGCUUAAUAUGAUUUUGAAUAAAGCAUCCGAUUUGGUCUUGGAGGUGAAGAGAAAUGAACCCACUAUGUUUUGGCCUUAAAAUUCUGUGAAAUUUCAAACGUGUGAACUUUUUAUUCUUCCAAAGAAUUGUACUUCUCCCCACACUGAAGUCUAGAGAUUGCAAGUCCAUCCUAAGGGAGGUACUUGAAGGCAUGCAUGGAAGUUGUCAUAUUUGUGCCACAUUUCAGAUCAGUUUCUCAGUGUUAUUUAAAUGUGUUCCUCAAUGACAGUGUAGUGUCUUGUUAUAAAGGAAAUGACCUGAUCCUCCAGUUUGUACAUCACGUCCUGCAUGUCCCAUACCACUUUUUCAUGACCGUUUAAUAUAUUGAUUGGUCUUUGUGCUGUAGUGGAAUUUUUGGUUUUUGCAUCAGAGUAAAAUAAAUCCAUCACAUUUGGAACAUAAUUGCUCAUAUGACUUGCUUGUAGUGGUUUUCUUA
Messenger RNA from Elephantulus edwardii (Cape elephant shrew), 1325 nucleotides. It is a transcript of the gene VDAC3, whose product is annotated as voltage-dependent anion channel 3. Gene Ontology annotation, biological process: monoatomic anion transmembrane transport. The coding region runs from base 1 to 855 and encodes 284 amino acids. Gene Ontology annotation, cellular component: mitochondrial outer membrane. The record is from RefSeq and is a predicted model, not a curated record. Lineage: Eukaryota; Metazoa; Chordata; Mammalia; Macroscelidea; Macroscelididae. Gene Ontology annotation, molecular function: voltage-gated monoatomic anion channel activity. The transcript is spliced from 9 exons.